GUGAGAUCAUGACCUGACCUGAAGUCAGACACUAACUGAUUGAGCCAGCCAGGCACCUCAAUAAGAUCUUCUUUCUCACCAGUACCUACAUUUUACUCAGUGAUCCUCAAAAUUUAGUGUGCCUAAGAACUACCUGGGAACGUUUCUUGGAAUGCUUAUUACAAGACACCACCCCCAAGAAAUUCAGAAUCAGUACCUCUGAGUAGAACCUAUUCACCUGCAUUUUAACUUGGAAAAACAUUGCUUUAGCCCAAAGGAAAGAAUCUCAGGUGGUGGCAUGUCAUUUCUGAUCUGGAGAUCAGCAGGAGAUUCUCAGGAGUGAAUAUUGUUCUGGUAAUCCUCAAAUAACAUCAGAGUAGUUGGAUAUUGUGUAGGUUUACUUGUGACUCUUAAGACUGUUUAUGCCCGGGAGAAUACAUUUAUUUAUACCUAGUAAUUAUAUGAGAUUAUAUGCGAGGAGUCUUAAGAGAUAUGCCAGACAUUGUGUAUUCUCCAUGCUUUCUCUCAGUUCUUUCUUAUGUUCUGUGACUUCGAGAGGGAAGUAAGGAACGUCAAGGACAAGUAAGAGAGGCAAGGGGGGCCUUUAGCAUAAUCUCCAAGAACUGCAGAUGCCCAGGCAUUGUGAUGGUGAAUAUGCUUAUUUCAUUGGCAAUGGAUGGUUAGCUGUCAAUGAACCAGAGCAGAAGACCAGAACGGAAACCAUGACACCCACCCCACCGGAAAUUUGGGUUUCCUCCAAAACCAUUUCCCUUCUGUAUGUAGAUGCAAUGAGCUGGAGAGAGGAUCUAAGUAGACUUCAGGAAGCUCCCUCCACACUCUAGAACCUGCGGUGACCAUUUCUGAGCUGGUUGUCUCUGCUUUUGGUCAUACCUACCUUCAGUCCCAUGGGAGGCUUUGAAGGUCAUUUGUACCUCGGACUGUCUCUCUUCUUCUAUGGACUUUAUCAUGCACGACUAGUCUCCAGGGCCUUGAUAUGCAACUACCCUGUCCAGUAUCUGCCAUGCCAUCCCUGGAGCAAAGGAAGAUGGGCAAGGCUGAGACAAAUACACUAUGUUGGGCUGGUGAAGAUAUUAAGUGCCUGCAUUUUAGUAGCUCAAGAGCUGCAUAACAUACAUGGACAGUUUGUACUCAUCAGCAAGAUAUAUCAUCAGAGAAACUUUUUGUACCGCAAACAGUGGCAGCAUCUCACUCUAUAUAUUACCUUCUUCCUGAGCGGGUGUGUAGAUGUGGUGAGCCAGAACGUGCUGCCCCAGAGGUGUGCUGCUCUGGAGCAAGGUGCCCAAGCCCUGGGCAUGUUUCUGUUUCUGCCUCUGAUGGUGUCUCACAUGCAGGACUCAGAAGGUGUGGAGCUGCAGUCUCACAUCCUGCUCACUCAGGCCAUAUUCCUGCUGGCGUUGGUGGUGAUCGCAGAGCUGUGGGCCCCUGAUGUGCUGCAACUCUGGGUGAUGAAGGCCUUUUUUUAUAUGAUGACAGGCUCUUGGCUGAUUCAGAUAGGCUUUAUGCUGUACAAACCAAUUUCUGGCUAUAAAUGGAUGGAUGAUGACAAAAACAACAUUAUAUUUGUCACCACCUUCUUCUGCUGGCAUGUGGCUUCCAUUGCCAUUUUGAUGAUCUGGGUCUAUGGCUUCUCUUUUUUGUGGUAUUGUUACAUUUGUUGAUGUUUGAACCUGGGUAAGCCAGGAAUGGUUUCUGUCACCUGCACAUUCUGGAAUACCUGGAAGAGAAGUUGUGGGAAGUGCAGGUGUCAGAGAAGAUGACUGAGGCAACAGACUCUGCUGGGAUGGGCAUACCCUUCACCCCUUCUGGCUUUUCUUAGUCUCAUUUGCUGAGCAGGGUGCAGAGGCAAGGCAAAUGAAACACAAGAGAUAUGUGACUAUGACCUUCAUUCUCAGCUUCCCAACUAUUUCCCCCACCUCCCUACUCUCUCCUCAACUCCAACCAAGGCAUUCUGCUUGCCUUGCUCCUCUCUGUAUUCUUCACAUCCCUCCCAGGAGAGCAUGAAAAUAAAUGUACUAUAUCCUGUCUUUGGGUCUUUAUAAAUAUCCUCACCCACCCCAUAGCAUACUGAGCCCUAGUUACAUUUAGUACAUCAUAAUAAUUUACCCAUGAUAAUAACCACCUCCUCACCCUUUCUCUCUUCAAUACCCAUACUAAAUCUAAACUGUUAUUUUCACUAUAAAUAACUCAGAACGAUUGUUUAAUUCUUUCCUUAGGUUAUGAUUUAUCAAAGAAAUCCUUUAUUUUCAGCUUUAAUGAGAUAUACUUAAUAUAAAAACAAUCACACAUAUUUAAUGUAUGCAUUUUGAGGAGUUUGGACAUAUGUGAUGCCAUGGUAACACCACCACAAUCCUUGAAGGCAAUUUCUUCUGCAGGGUCUAUCAGAACAGAGCAACACCUUGCACAGAGUGAGGUCUCAGAAGGACUCAUGUGCUUCCAGAAUUUAUCGAUCGGUCUCCCCAAGUAUAGAGUCUGUCAGAUUCUUCUCCCUGGGUAGAUCAGCAAUCAGCCCAUUGCUCUGUACACACCUCAAUCAAUUUCCAAGUAGCAGACUCACCUAGAGCCAAUCCUUUCUGGUUCUUACAUGUAGGAGAAUUCAAUGGCUUAUUUAUUCCAUGAAAUUUUCUUUUUGAUCCUCACAACUGUCUUAUCAUGUAGGUUCAUAGAUGAUAAUCUAAAACCUCAAAGGGUUAGAAACUGGCUCAAGGUAGCCAGACAUUUAGCUAUGUCACAUAAUGCUAUAUCUGAGUGUCAAGGGAGGCCGAAUUCUGAGUAGUAAAGUUAAAUUGUUGGCAACUUGCAAAAGAAUGUCUUUAUGCCACCCGUUAUGCUUCUUUCCCUGCCACCCCAGGAUACGAAGAAUAUGUCAAGCUUCCCUUACUCUUGGUCAUGGCUAUAAUAUCCAGGCUUAGGACAGAGUGAGGCUGAGGCAGGGGUUCUAGGGGGUCAUCAUCCUUCUAGUUUCCCUUUUUCUUCUGGUUCCUAGGAGAACUAGACAUACCCAUCUUUCUUUGGUUCUGGCCUUACUCUUGUUAAUUUUCUUGCUCAAGCGUUAAAGUGUAGCAGGGACGAAUUAUUGUCUGGUCAUGAAGGUUCUCUACUCUAUGGUUUGGGGGGCUUGUGAGCAUUCUGAGUUGCUGCAAAGGGGGAGGUGCUUCCCAGUGUCAUUUUGAUGGGGGUCAGCAAUGUCUCCGAAUGUGCCAUGGCAUGCAUGUGACCAGCAGGCAUCUCUCCAUGGAAGGCUUACACCUUGCGCCAGUGGGAUAUUUGAUCAGGUAACAAUGCUGCUCUCCAUUGGAAAUAAGCAAUGGUCCCUGGGGUGGAAUAAAAUAUUUAUCAGGCAUUAGUUUAGCUUCUGUGCCUCUCUUUGGUUUUGGUGACCAGUGGAGGUAUGCAGUUUUCUCUGUAGGUUCUGCCCUGUUCCUGGUUGUCACCUCUGGGUCCCAUCCCCUUGUUUCUCCCCCACAACUUGGGUAUUUUUCAGGCCUUGCCUAGCUUUGCAGUCCCUCCUUCCUAAAGCCUAGUUGAACCUCCUCUAGUGUCCUGAGAUUGGGAAGGUAGGGAAUCUGUUUUUCCUCUACACUCUUUCCUAGUGAUAUGGCAAAAUUCUGUUUUCUAAUUCAUUCAGGCCUCCUAUUUUUGUAUUAAGGGCAUAAUUUGGAUGUUUUUAACCUAAAAAUGGACUCUUCUUUUUUGCAAUUAUAACCCAACCUCAUCUUGAGGCAGUCUUUCAUUAAUUGGGGGUAAAGUUAUUGUAAAUAACUGUUUUUUACCAAAAAAGCCAAAAUAUUAAUAUUUUAGGAUAUUGUCUCUCUGCAAAGGUAAAAGUUGAAGAGAUAUCAAAGCCACAUGUCGACAGAUCUGUCCAUUUCUGAGUACUUUCUUUUGAAGUCCUGUUAGACACUGAUGAACUAAUCUCUGGUAGUAAAUUAAUGCCUCCAAAUAUUAUUAUGUCUCACAAUAUGUAUUUUUGAGGUAAAAUAAUAAAUAUUAACAGGGUCUCAAAAAGCCACAAAAGAUUAUUACUGAGGCCUAAUAUAAUGGUGGAAUGGACAGGCCUGGUUGGAUGAAAGGAUCUUUCUGUAUUCUUCACAUCACAGUAGGCAUGAGUACUCUGACAGUAAUCCUAAUCACUUUGGGAUGUAAGACCAACUGAAGAUAAAUUUAGAAAACAAACAAAAAACCAACCCAGAGCUGUAUAGUUAAAGGUGUGAUCUUCACCACCAUCCACCAGAGGGCAUCAUCUUUACAUGAGCCUGGAAAGGCAAAUGCUCUCCAUUCAGUAUUUAAGUAUAGAUUUAUAAGAAAUGAAGUGAUGAAGAGCAG
Messenger RNA from Felis catus (domestic cat), 4323 nucleotides. RefSeq names its product transmembrane epididymal protein 1-like. The record is from RefSeq and is a predicted model, not a curated record. The transcript has a single exon. Bases 885 to 1658 code for a protein of 257 amino acids. NCBI's taxonomy places the organism in Eukaryota, Metazoa, Chordata, Mammalia, Carnivora, Felidae.